GCGAUACUAUCGCCGCGACAAUUUUGAUAGCAAGCGAAAGCAAAUCUAUUGCGGCGCGCAAAAAGUUGGCUUCUAAUAACGAAAGUGUUUGAUAUACAAACAAACAUGUCGGACUUUGAUGAUAAUGCGACUGGCUUCGAUUUGGAUAUGCAAUUGGAAUACUCAGAUCAGGAUUUGGCACUGGUUGGGACUGAAACCAAACAGAAAAGCGAGGACAUUCCUGAAAUUACACAGUUAAUGAAACAGUUUGCAGAGCUAUGCCUAAAAUAUACGGAUUCGGAUAAUAAUUGCGUACGUCAGUUGAUAACUUAUGAUCAAAACAUAUCCUCAAAAAUUCUGGAAGAAAAAAUGCAACUUUUGUGCGGCCUAAAUAAUCCAGUAAGCAUUAAAUUGUACACAGUGGAACGAGUAGACAAUAUGCACAAGCAUUUAUUGCAACAAUUUUACGAUUUGUUCAACGAUGAGAACGAAUACGUCCGUGCAUAUGCCGCACACUGUGACCAGGCAAUCAAGGCCAAAGAAGCGGCCGCCGUUCAAAACGAACACGACGAAUAUACCGAAAUGCCGUAUGUUCGUUUGAUGGAAUGCAUAGCUAAACUGCAAAACCAACGAACUUCCAUACAUGCUGCCACUACGGAUAUUGUGGCCAAAUAUAAGUUGCGGCUCAAGGAAAGGGACAUGAUAUAUAGGUCCAUUUUGGAAGAGACGGCAAGUCUUGAGAAAUACGAGCUGGAGGCAAUGUAA
Drosophila montana is the source of this 744-nucleotide messenger RNA. RefSeq lists its product as uncharacterized. The transcript has 3 exons. The record is from RefSeq and is a predicted model, not a curated record. The coding region runs from base 106 to 744 and encodes 212 amino acids. NCBI's taxonomy places the organism in Eukaryota, Metazoa, Arthropoda, Insecta, Diptera, Drosophilidae.